ACCCAGACGCCCGCGCGCACAGCCGGCCGCCUGGGGCCCCCCGGGACCAUGAACAGCAGCAGCAACAGCAGUAGCAGCAGCGCCAAAGGCGGCGGCGGGGGCAGCGGGGGCGGCAGCGACAAGGAGCCCAGCCCGAGCGACGGCGGCCUCCCGGAGGAAGAGGUCCGGACCCUCUUUGUCAGUGGCCUCCCUCUGGAUAUCAAGCCUCGGGAGCUUUAUCUGCUCUUCAGACCUUUUAAGGGCUAUGAAGGUUCCCUAAUAAAGCUGACAUCAAAGCAGCCUGUCGGCUUUGUCAGUUUUGAUAGUCGAUCAGAAGCAGAAGCUGCCAAGAACGCUCUGAAUGGCAUUCGCUUCGAUCCUGAAAUUCCCCAGACCUUGCGGCUAGAGUUUGCCAAGGCAAACACAAAGAUGGCAAAGAACAAACUUGUCGGGACCCCGAACCCCAGCACUCCUCUGCCCAGUACUGCCCCUCAGUUCAUCACCAGGGAGCCGUAUGAGCUCACAGUGCCUGCACUUUAUCCCAGUAGCCCUGAAGUGUGGGCCCCGUACCCUCUGUACCCGGCGGAGUUGGCGCCUGCUCUGCCCCCUCCUGCUUUCACCUAUCCCGCUUCACUGCAUGCCCAGGUCCCCUGGCCCCAACCUGCAGCGGGGGUCCUGCCCCCUCUGCCCUUCCUUCACCAUCUGUCUCAGGAAGGCCACUCCAGCUCUGCUCUUUGCUUAAUGAGCAAAUGGAUUCAGAUGCACACAGCCGGGAACCACGGAUGCGCUGGCUCCCUCCCUCCGAGGCUACUUCUCAGGGCUGGAAGUCCCGUCAGUUCUGCUGAACACUGUGUACCAGGUGUGUGAUGGCGGCUACACUUUGUCUUGUGGGUAUUGAUACAAUCUUCGGCAGUGGCUGCUGGCUUCACGAGCUGUUUUGUUAAGACUGCAGCUUACUGGCUUGAAUGAAGCAUCACCUGGUUUUGAUUCCUCCAAGACUUUGCUACAGCCUCUAUCACACAUCUGUACUUGUCGAAGAAAAAGUAUAAUAAUAAAUAAAAAAUGUUUUUCUCUUUUACACUGUA
Gracilinanus agilis (Agile Gracile Mouse Opossum) is the source of this 1064-nucleotide messenger RNA. RefSeq names its product RNA binding protein, mRNA processing factor (gene RBPMS). NCBI's taxonomy places the organism in Eukaryota, Metazoa, Chordata, Mammalia, Didelphimorphia, Didelphidae. The transcript has 10 exons. The record is from RefSeq and is a predicted model, not a curated record. Gene Ontology annotation, molecular function: mRNA binding. The coding region runs from base 49 to 846 and encodes 265 amino acids.